Messenger RNA from Lasiodiplodia theobromae, 846 nucleotides. RefSeq names its product Mediator of RNA polymerase ii transcription. Bases 1 to 846 code for a protein of 281 amino acids. Lineage: Eukaryota; Fungi; Ascomycota; Dothideomycetes; Botryosphaeriales; Botryosphaeriaceae. The record is from RefSeq and is a predicted model, not a curated record. The transcript has 2 exons. Gene Ontology annotation, cellular component: mediator complex. Gene Ontology annotation, molecular function: transcription coregulator activity. Gene Ontology annotation, biological process: regulation of transcription by RNA polymerase II.
AUGGACGCUCUGCUUGACAAGCACUUCCAGCGCGUCGAGACCGCCCUCAACACCCUGAUCGACUCCAUCGCCUCCUACAAUCCCUCGCAGCAGGCCGUCGUCGACCUGGUCGCCGCCGACGAUGAGCUCAGCCGCGGUCUCGAACAGCUCGCCGCACACCAGGCCAACUACCAGCGCAUUCUGGCCCUGCGCCAGACCGCUGACGCCCUGGACUCCCAGGUCAAGUCCACCCUGAGCCUGCUUGCCGACACGCGCAAGGAACUUAUCGCCACCCCCGCCACCGGUCCCGCCCCCAAUGCCCGCGACGUGACCACCGCCGAGCUGCUGGCCUACGCCAAACACAUUGGUAAAUUCACCGUGCCGCCAAACUUCCGCCCUCCACCGCGCAAAGAGGACGCAGCCGCGUCCGCGCAAGACAAAGCCGACGAAGAUGUCACCAUGACGAACGGCGCCGCCGCGGCCGCCCCCGAACCCCAACAGACCGAGGCUACGGAAGAAGAGACUCGCACCAUGGCCACCCUCAACGCGGAGCAGAAGGCCUGGCUAGCCGGCUUGGGUGCUUUGCCGUGGUUUCCGUGGCCUACUGAAGACAAGAUCCGGCAGGGCGCGUUGGGUCAGAUCCAAACCAUGGUGGAGCAGGGCAAGGAUCCGACGACGGUGCUGUCACCCGAGGAGCAGGAGGAGCGGGCGAGGAAGGCUGCGGAAGAGGAAGAGGAGCAGCGGCAGGAGGAGGAGAGGCGUAGAGCCGAGAUGGAUCAGAGGCGCAGGGAAAUGCACGCCUCGCGAAACAAACCCGACGGACAAGGCGAGCAACCGGCCGUCUUUGGAGGAUUAGAUCUUUACUAA